Molecule: messenger RNA, 1694 nt
Organism: Ictalurus furcatus (blue catfish)
Lineage: Eukaryota; Metazoa; Chordata; Actinopteri; Siluriformes; Ictaluridae
Product: carcinoembryonic antigen-related cell adhesion molecule 5-like
Exons: 13
Coding region: 1-1653 (550 amino acids)
Biological process (GO): cell surface receptor signaling pathway
Molecular function (GO): transmembrane signaling receptor activity
Source: RefSeq, a predicted model, not a curated record
AUGUGGCUCAUAGGAAACGCAGCGCAGCGCGCGUUAGAACAUGUGAGCAAGGUGGACGAGCGUGGACGAGCAAGAAAAGAAACAAGUCAGCGUUACAUCAUAUUCUCUGUUCCUCUUCCCUUUUUAGUGCUUAUUUCACUUAUCCGAGUCGGACAAGCUCAAGUUCUGUCUGUGGAGCCGAAUUCACCUCAAAUAUUCAGAGGAGAGACGGUUACACUCACAUGUAGGAUUUCAGGAUGGAGUGGACCGUACUACUGGAACAAAGAUGGUGGUUAUAGUCACAGAUCUGCUGAAAAUUACUACACUAUAAAAGUAGACCAGAGUCACAGAUACAGAUGUUACGGGUCUAUUUAUGGAUGGUCAACGCCAUGGAGCAAGGAAGUGACUCUCUCAGUGAUAGAGAGACCAAAAGCCGUUCUGACUCUGCAGCCUGAUGGACAGAUAUUCAGUGGACAGGAAGUCACUUUCACAUGUGAAAUACGAGGACAUGCAGACACUGAGUGGAUGUACAACUGGAAUAAAGAUGGUGUCCAAAUAUUCUCCUACACUGAGAGCAGGAAAUAUUCAUUCACUGCUGUAGAGUCUCUCAGCGCUAAAUACACCUGCAGCGGACGGAGAAGAAGCGACUCUCAGACCUCAGAGACCAGCAACACUGUUACACUCACUGUGUCAGAAAAACCCAAACCGACUGUGAGAGUGAAUCCUCAGAGCUCCGUCUACACUGGAGACAGAGUUACUCUGAACUGUAAUCUGCUGUCUAAUGGAUGGACUUUUCUCUGGUACAAAGAUCGAGUCCAAGUAGCUGAAGACACCAACACACUCCAUGAUACAGUCUCUAAUGCAGGAGAAACAGUGUAUCAGUGUAAAGCACGCAGAGGAAACUACGACUCAGAGCUCAGUGAUCCAGUUACAGUUACAGUUAGAGCGCUCCCAAAACCUGUGGUGUCCAUAAAUCCUGAUGUACAGCUGUACAGAGGAGAGACUGUCACUCUCAGAUGUGACCUACAGGAUGAAGAGGACUCUGACUGGAUCUACAGCUGGAAUAAAGAUGGUUCUGGUGUUAGUAGUGAACAGGAGUACAGAAUCAGUAAUGCUGAAACAUCUCAUGCAGGUAAAUACACCUGUAGAGGAAGAGAGAGAGGAGGCUCACACUCCUCACACACCAGUGAUGCUGUUACACUGACUGUAUCAGGUUCAACAUACAAUACUGUUAUAGUAUUUGUGUCUGUGGGACUGAGUUUGGCCUUUCUGUUCAUCAUCCUUUUACUGAUCCUGCAUUGGUGGCACAAAUCCAACAAAGGAAAGCACAGAGACAUACAGCAGAACAGCAAUCAGACACCAGGCCAGAACCCGAGUCAGUCAGGAGCUGAGGAUUCUCAGUCAGGACACGCUCCACUUCAGACCGAUGUGCACAUUUAUGCCACUGUGGAGAACGCAAGUAAAAGUGACUCUGCAGCUGAACUCAGUGGGGCCGUUUAUGCACAGGUCAUGAAGAAAAAGGAGUCAUACAAGAAUAAAGAUGAUGAUUCUGGACUCAGUGAUGUGAUUUACACUGAGCUUGAACUCAAGCCACAGAAAAAAGCAAAGAAAAAUCAAGUGAAGGUCAGUGUAGAGUAUGAAACUGUUUAUUCACAGCUGAAGCAGAGCACAUAGGUGCUGGAGGAGUGAAUACACAACUGAACAGAUGAGAGAGA